GCAGCGGGCCACUGGCUAGGGGACUGUCCCCUUGCCCCCUCCUCCUCUGCUGGGGUCUGCUUCAAGUGUGGUUCCUCUGAACACACCUGUCAACAGUGCCACGCCAAAGUCCCUUCUGGAGAGUUUCCCUAUGCCAAGUGUUUCAUAUGUGGUGAGAUUGGUCAUCUGACUCGCUCCUGUCCUGACAACCCCCGUGGUCUUUACCCCCGAGGAGGCGGGUGCAAGAUUUGUGGCUCUGUGGAACAUCUGAAAGCUAACUGCCCUGAUGGAAACAAGUCCACUAAAGUGACCACAUCCGCCGCUACUAGUGAGGCGCGUGGAGGUGGGGUCUCUGCUGUUUCUCUGAGUGCCGAUGCUUUGGACAAUGAGGGGUCACCUCCUGUCAGAAAAAGACAGAAAACUGGGGGAAAAAGAGCAAAGAUAGUGAAAUUUUAAAUUCUCUGGGAUCACUUUUUUGAAUACUAUAUAUAAUUUUUUGCACCAUGCUAUGUUACUACGCGAGGUGUAUAUUAUAUUUUAGUCGCAAAAUUAUUUCCACUGCACAGGUAUAUAGUAAGGACAAGGGCUGCAAGGCAAGUAAAGCGGACAUAGUUAUAGUGCUGGGUAAAUGAACACCACAUGAUCGCUGCAAGCAAAAAAGAAAAAAAUGCAAAUACAUAAAAGUGAAAUAUAAUUAUAGCCUCAAGUUUUGCAUUCUAAGAUCUCGACACUGUCAGUUGGAUGGCCUGAUGAGGUGUACCCUCCCACAAUAACAAGCCGGUCAACGGGCAGGGUGACAGCGAGGCACAUUGACCGGCCAACCUUCAUGUGAUCCAGAAUGUUCCACGAGUUGUUAUGAGGAUUAUACAGGUAUACCUCUGACGCAUUCUUUCCAGAGAUGCUCCUCCCACCAAUGGCUAACAGGCGACCGCGGUACGGAACAAGUGUAGACUGGGCUACUGGUACACUGGAGAGCUCUUUCCAAGCGCUUUUCCCCUGACGUGGCCUGGAAGGAGUAGACGACAGGAGAUCGGAUAGAGUGCAUGUGAGGAAGGCGGAGGAUGCUCCAGAGUCUGUAAUGCCUCCAGCUAGGUAUAGGGCACCGUGUUGAUGAACAAUAGAAAUCUCUGACCACACAUGCGGGAGUGAACGCACAGUGGUCCACUGUAGAGUCCCGAUGUCCAUUACCUCCACGGUACUCAAAUACCUCUCCGUGGUAUAACCGCCAGCUACCACCAGGGCCGUUUCAGUGCUGACGCAUGCCACUUUGCUCCGCUGCGUUGGCAUGGGAGGAAAGACUGCCUGCCACUGUCUCCUUUUCCCCUCGACUUGUAUCAGACUCAGCAAUUGGUUGGUGGACCCUCCGACACUGGUCAGUGUACCUUCGAUUACGGCCAGACCGAAGUUCCAGUUGGGAUUAUCAGUCAACGCAAACCAACGCUCUGUCCCAAGGACAUUGUUGUAGGAAUAGACGUUGUGUGAGUUGACUGGUCUGAAGAAAGCCGUGUCCUCGUGCACUACGGCUGCCCCUCUGUACAUCUUCUCUGGUGCAUUCAUCCCCUCACUCCACACAGUCGUUACCACUGGGACAAUUUCCUCCUCCUCUCGCUGUUGCUGUUGAUUAGCUGUGCCUGUGGGUUGUUGCUGGUUCAAUUCUUGAAUCACCUUCUCCUGUCCUGUGACAGUGUCCUGGAGAUUUCGGAUGAUCUCGUCCCUCUGUGCAAGACUGGACUGCAGGACUCGCACUUGCUCCUUUGUCUGCUGCAAUUCUCUCACCAUGGCGUGCACAUUCUCUCGAAGUGUUUUGUCUUUGGCAUCAAUUUCCCUGUCUCUGCUUGCGAUGAUACUUAGGUAAUGCUCCUCCAAGGCUCUCUGGUUCUCUUGCAUUUGCCUCUGCUGAUCUUCAAUUGUGUGUUCAUACCCUUGAAUACGUCCGUUGAGUGUGUUGAUGGCGAUCUCGCUUUCACGAAUUUGCACGAGAUGCUUUUCAGCUUCUCCUGCCAUGACUUGGAUCAAUUUCUUCUGGUCUUCACAUUCUCGUUUCACUAGUUGCAAUUCCCGGCUCAUUAUGCCUUCUUGUUGCUCUCUGGUGCACUGCUUUAGCCCUGAAAGCCUCUCACUAAGCUGCUCGGCCGAAGGGCAGUUUUCACUAUCUUUCUGCAGGCACUGAAGGAUUACAGGCUUGAGCGGGUU
Molecule: messenger RNA, 2172 nt
Organism: Geodia barretti
Lineage: Eukaryota; Metazoa; Porifera; Demospongiae; Tetractinellida; Geodiidae
Source: the annotation of a GenBank genome assembly